Thrips palmi is the source of this 3076-nucleotide messenger RNA. RefSeq names its product spondin-2-like. Lineage: Eukaryota; Metazoa; Arthropoda; Insecta; Thysanoptera; Thripidae. The record is from RefSeq and is a predicted model, not a curated record. The transcript is spliced from 9 exons. Bases 144 to 1529 code for a protein of 461 amino acids.
GCCACGCCGCGCGCAGCCUGGCCAUCGGCAGCGACUCGCCGGCCAGGCUUUACGUGUUUACAGUGUCAGUGCAGUGCGUCCGUGGUUGACUGGAUAGCGGUGCCGGCUGCUGCGGCUACAGUGUAGGCCUCAGGUGGAGGGCCAUGGCGCGCGCUUGGGUGCUCGCGCUGGCCGCCCUGGUCCUGGCCCUGGCCGUGCUGGUGGGGCCCGGCUCGGCCGCCGGCCCCGCGGACGCGGACGCCUCGUGCCAGCCGGACAAGCUGACGGUGUACAAGAUGGUGAUGCACACCUUCUGGUCCAGGGACCGCUUCCCCAAGCACUACCCGGAUUGGAGACCGCCCGCGCAAUGGAGCAAAGUCAUAGGCCGGUCGCACGAUGCGAGCUACAGCCUGUUCCGCCUGGGGCAGCCCGCCAGCGCCGGCGUGCGCGCCAUGGCCGAGUCCGGCCACGCCGAGGUCCUGGAGGACGAGAACCAGGGCGUCGCCGGCGUCUUCGACGAGUUCAACGCGCCGCCGGUGCACUCCGGCGCCGGCUGGACGCAGGCCGAGUUCUUCGUCGACGGCAACCACUCACGGGUGUCGCUCAUGUCCCGCAUCGUGCCCUCGCCGGACUGGUUCGUGGGCAUUGACAGCUUCGACCUCUGCGUGGACGGCGGCUGGAUCGACACCAUCACCAUCGAGGUGGACCCGCUGGACGCGGGCACGGACAACGGCUUCACCUUCACGGCGCCCAACUGGCCCACCGAGCCGCAGGGCGUGGUGUACCGCAUCACCAGCAGCCACCCGCAGCACCCCGCCGGCUCCUUCUACUACCCGUUCCUCAAGCGGCUGCCCGCCAUCGCCACCUUCCAGUUCAUCAAGGUCAAGGAGUACGAGCUCUCCGAGGUGUUCCGCCACUCCGAGGACAGCCAGCACUUCGACGUAUUCCGCGCGGAGCCGGCCGCGCCGCACCCCAACAGCAUCCCGGUCCUGGGCGCGGACGGCGCCGACGGCGUUCAGCAGGAGAUCGAGGAGCAGCGCCUGGAGGAGGAGCGGCGCCUGCAGCAGCAGGAGCUCACCACGCUGGGGUGGCCGCUGGCGUCCGGGACUCGGAGAGCCACGGUGGUCCCCGCCGGCGACAAGACGGCCGUCGUCAACUCGAUCCUCAACACGUACGGGCCGUGGGGCGUGGGCCAGGGCCAGGGCCAGGGCCAGGGCCCCAGCUACAGCCUGACGGCCAGCCCCAGCCACGCCAGCGCGGCCAGCACCACGACCAGCCCUGCCAGUGUGGCGCCGACGACGACGCCGCCGCCCCGCAGCCAGCGCCGCAAGCACAAGACCGUGCGGAAGAUAAGGGCGCCGCGGGACUGCCGCGUCGGGGAGUGGGGGCCGUGGAGCGAGUGCUCCAAGUCCUGCGGCAUCGGCGAGAUGCAGCGGCGCCGCACGGUGGUCAAGCACCCGCGCAGGGGCGGCCGCGUGUGCCCGCCACUGCUGGAGACCAAGUGGUGCGGCUCGGCCCGGGACUGCGCCAAGAGCUACUUCAAGUGGUGAAGGAGGAGGGCCGCGGCAGUGCACGGCAGGUGCCUGACUUGAUACAAGGGUUCAGGUGGAUCCUCGUCAGUCCUCACAACAUCGAUUCAUCGAUACACCGACACCGCAAGGGGAAGUCGAACUCAGGUCCGCCCUCACCGGGACGCUGAUUUCGCUGGCAGAGGAGGACAGUCAUAUCGAUGCAUUUGAAGUCAAAUGGCGGAAGGGUCUGCAAGACAAAUCGAUAAUGCGAGCACACAUUAUUUUUCUAUCUACUGUUGUUAGACGAUUUUGAGAGUGCAGCUGUCAGAUACCGUUGGUCUGACACAUAGUCAAAGUGCACAUUGAUCACUGUUUACUUAUAUAUACUUGGUGGAUUCAAUCCUAUGUCCUUAGAUUUAUUUACUUUUUUAUUUCCCUUUCUCUUUGGAAAAAGUUGUCAGAAUGAAACACUAAUGUUACUUCUUAUUAAUGUGUUUCAGUCACAUUUAAAACUGCCACCUAAAAGCAUUUAAGGACCGAAGUAUUUUUACUGGUUUUGAUUUUGUUCAGAUUUUUGUGAAUGUUUUCUUUCAUUGUGCAUAUGAGUAGAAUAAUGUAGCAAAGGUUGUGUUUGUAAUGGAGAGUCGUACAGUUCUGUUUUUGUUUUGUAGUAAGUUUAAAUUUAUUUUUUUGUUUCUGGAAUUGUCUUCCUCACUUUUAUAGAAACAAGACCUUUAAAAAAUGAAGAGAAAAGAAAAUUAUCAGUUUUGAAAGUCGCAUUUUGGAUUAUUGUGCCCUAUCAAAAUUUUAUUGCAUGUUAUACCUGUAAACCAAAAAAAAAAGGUAUUAAGUACAAAAGGGUUGCUUCCUGCAUACCCUCUCACGGCAGUAUUCACUUGUAUUUUAUUCUGUCAUGUACUGACUCAAACCUAUCAAAUACUGUGAAGUACAAGGAAAACUGCAGAAAAUGGGUACUAUAGGACAUUUCCUCCCAAAAGCUUGUAUAGAAGAAAGUCAUUUUGGGCUUACAUCAUUGUAUAUACAUCAGUCUACGCUAAACCUUAUUGUGUUAGCUUAUAGAGAAGUAUUUAUUAAAUUCAUUCCUAAUUUGCCCAUUCAUUUUCCAAUAUGAUUAGCAAAAGCAUUGUCAUUGUAUGUAACUACAGGACAAGUGACCAGAGUUGUUUAGAUCGUACAGCAUUUGUAUUUCAGAUAUCCUCAAAGUGGAAAUGAUUUUAGUCUUGCACAAUAUUAUAACUAAUCUCUAUGUAUGAACUUAAAGAAAAACAUGGAUUUGCUUUUCAAGGUCCAAGUUACAAGCUAGCCAAUUCAUGGCCUCUCUAGUGGGGCUUGGAGGAAUGCAAGUCACUUGGUCAUCUAUUUUUCUGUUAAGUUUAUGCACAGAGCCAGAGUUCUAUCCCUUAAUUAGGAUUGCCUUUUUCUCUUGCCUCAGCAAUCUACUCUUUCUCUGACUGACCUGAACAUAAUUUUUUAAAGCUAGUCAUUAUAAUGUCAAUCAGUAAAGUGUCUGUGUAAGUGUAUAAUUUUAGUGGUGAAAUAUUCAUAAAGUGUAGUAAUAGAAUCUA